AUGGCUGUCGCCGCUGAAGGCAAGAAGCCUGGCAUGGCCAAACGCAUCUUCUUGAUGCUGGCGCCAGACUCAGCAAAAGAUGAAGACGGUCGUGACAACUUCAACUCACGAUCUCAAUUUGUUCUCUGCGCCAUGGGUGGUGCCGUCGGUUUGGGCAACCUUCUUCGUUUCCCCUCCGUCGUCUUCAACAACUAUGGUCUCCAAUUCUUCAUCCCCUACUUCUUCGCCCUCUUCCUCGUCGGUAUUCCCAUUCUCAUCCUCGAGAUCACUCUUGGUCAAGCUUAUCGCGGCGGUUGUGUCAUUGCAUGGAACAACGUCAACCAUCGUGCAAAGGGUAUUGGUUUCUCCAUGGUCUUCAACGGCUUCAGUGUCGUAGGAUACUAUGUACCGAUCUUGGCUUUCGCGAUGGCCUAUUUCCGCAUGUCGUUCCAGAGCCCUCUGCCUUGGGACGGUAAGGACACUAUCAAAUUCUUCAAUGAGGAAGUUGUUCGUAAUGUCGAUCCCAUCGGCGGAGAGGAUGGUGGAAUGCUAUCCUAUCCUGGCCGUGGUAUUGUGGGCGAGACAUUUGGCUGGUGUAUGAUGAUCUGGGCUGUCGUAUGGAUGUGUACUUUCAAGGGAGUCGGUCUCACAGGUCGAGUCAUCUAUGUCACCAUGGCUUUACCUCUCUUCCUCAUCGGCAUCCUCGCUAUCCGCUCCCUUUCUCUCCCAAACGCAUCCGAUGGUUUCAAACUCUAUGUCGGCGAGUGGCGAAGCGAGUCCCUACAGGGCCCUGGUGUGUGGCAGGACGCUUUCGGUCAGAUGUUUUUCUCUAUUGGUGUUGGUUUCGGUUACUUCACAUCUUACGCCUCUUACAACAACAAGUACGCCAACGCUGUUCAGGAUGCCUUCAUCAUUGCACUGAGUAAUUCGGCCAUCGAAAUCAUCUCUGCUUUGGCCGUCAUGGGUGUUGUCGGUUUCUUGGCUAUUAACCCUGGCGAGGUUCCGCCCCUGUCCACAUUUAGCUCCGGCUUUUACUACUACCCUGAGGCUCUUGCUCAGAUGCCUGGAGCCAAUUUCUUCUCUGCUCUGUUCUUCCUUACUCUGGUCCUUCUCGGUCUUACAUGUGUGUUUGCUCUAGCCGAGGUUCUCGUCACCAUGCUUUGCGAUAGUGACCUUGGUAAGCGAAUCCCUCGCUGGGUCAUCUCUACCUCUGUCAUCCUCUUGGGUGCCCUCACUGCCCUUAUCUACAGCAGUGAAUUUGGCUUCGCCACUCUCGAUGCUAUUGAUAUGUGGGUCAAUGACAUUGCCCUCUUUGUCACUGUCUGGUCUGAGACUUACAUGGCCUGUACUCUGUACCGCUGGAGAGAUCCAGUUGACCAAAUUGGUCUCGUCAGCUACCUUGUAUACAACGGUGGCUACGUCUUUUCUCUUUUCAUUGGUAUUCUCCUCGGUCACCUUGUCACUCCUGCUGCUGGUGCAGGUGCUGGUUUUGGUAUCUUCAUCGCUUGCUCUCUCAUCUCUGCCUUUGUUGGUAAGGCUCCUACUGUUCCUGCUCCUAGAUUCUGGGGUAAGAACGCCGUUCUCAGCCGCUUUUGGUACGCGGCGUUUUACUCGGGCCAACAACUCCGCAAUGAUCUGAACAACGUCAUCUCCAAUGGCGGCAAGAACUGGAAGAUCCACUGGGUCUGGCCUAUCUGCCUCAAAUAUAUCACUGGUCCUGCCGUCGCUCUGGUUUUCUCUUUUGCGUAUCCCAAGUUCCUCAACAGUUAUCGCAACAACCCUCCCUACAUCUACAGCUUCGUUCUCAUGCACAUGGUUGUUCUCUUUAUUGUCGGUGCUUUUGUUGUACCUCGCUUCUUCAACAUUCUCAUCCCUUCGCACCGACUGGAGCGUGGUGAUGGCAAGUAUGAUGUUGCACCCCAGAUGACCAUCGACAACGCACCUAUUGUUAACAAUGGUGGCAUUGAGGAGGGUCAUGCUGAUAUGCCGCAGCACAGCAAUGGCGAGGGUAGUUUUGAUGGUGACAAGGCUACUUUUAGGGAUGAUACUACCAGAACUAGUCCCGAUAUGGCUCGUCCUGCACAGUAA
Fusarium venenatum is the source of this 2067-nucleotide messenger RNA. RefSeq lists its product as uncharacterized. NCBI's taxonomy places the organism in Eukaryota, Fungi, Ascomycota, Sordariomycetes, Hypocreales, Nectriaceae. Gene Ontology annotation, biological process: sodium ion transmembrane transport. Gene Ontology annotation, cellular component: plasma membrane. The record is from RefSeq and is a predicted model, not a curated record.